AAACGGCUGGCCAAAUAAAAACAAGAAAAUCGAAUUGGAUGAAGGUGUGGACUACCGAGGACUGCCAUGUAAUGAUACCGCGAUUGGGCGACGUUCAAUGACUUCGGAAAUAAUGCUCGCGGAUAUCUUGCAAGACUUAGCAAACGACACCAGCGACUCGGACGGCGUAGAGCAGCUGGUUGUGACCGCUCUCGGCUCUUGCGGACAGCAUUACAUAUGCUGGAAGACACAUUCGGGGGAAUACAGGCAACGCUCCAAUGGACUCCCGAAACCUCUACAAGAUUGGCUAUUCCCGGCCGACGGUAGCACGAGAGACUUCGAGACUCUGCAGGUGAUACUAUCCGGCGAAAACACGUUCUGGGCGUCCGAUAUGAAUGGCGAGGUGCGCAGCGAGCCCCCGGGACCGCAGCAACGGCUCCGACGAGCCCUGACACUCAGCGGCGACAGCUUCGCCCCGUCUCCCCGACAGCAAACUGGUAGACCACGAGGACUUUCUAGGGGCGAAGCCGAUGAGCGGCCGCGAUCGAGUACGACACCGUCUAGGUCGCCCACGGUGGACCACCUGCCCGGCCCACAUCUCAAGCCACCUGCAAGCCAUAGCAGAUCCUCAUCAACGGACAAAUUGCGUAAAAUUGCACUUGUUCCGCUGGCAUUCAACCAACAGCGAAGGUCGUGGGCUAUGCGACCGCGUAGUUUGGUGUACGGACACGACGACCUUGGCGCGCUUAAAGAACAACCGAGUCCCAAGCGGAGGAGCGCACCGUCUGUACCAGCGAAAUCCCCCAGGAUGCCUGCAGCAGUCACGGAGGACAAGAUUAAUUGUACUUGCGGUUGCCAUAGCGAUGGUACUAAAGGCGUACGAAGACGGGUAUCAGAGGUGGAAACAAAAGUGGAAGCAAAGCCCAAGUCACGCUACGCAGAUGCGUGCGUACAGACAGAUCCAGUACCGGAUCCAGAGCCCGAAGUCGCCGAAGACAAGUUCAGACAUCGGCCAAGGAGGCAUCAUCGCCGAGAAUCCACUUCAUCUGAUGCCAGUACAGCCGACUCGUAUCGGUCGUCAUACGCCAGCAGUAAGCGGUCUAGCUUCGACACCGUCACGACGCAGCCCGAUGCCGCGGAGUACCUGGAGUCUAAAGGGAUAGGGGAAGUAAGGAGGUGGCAACAACCACACCAACCUCAAGCAUGGGAUUAUGUGCCGAAUCCUAUUAUGAUGGGUCGUAUGCAAGAUUAUUUCCGCUCCUCGACGUACACUCUUGGGGCCGCACUCCAAUCGUAGAUCAUUGGGAGGAAUCUAUCGGCAUUCUCUUUGAUGGCACGAAUCAGUCGCGUGCGUGUAUAAAAAACAGCAAGGCGUUCUCGGUGCAAGGUAUAUACACCUACUCGUUGGGAUCUGUCUUGAUUUUGAGUAUAUAGAUUUUUUAAUCGUUCAGGCCGUAGCACAUACAUAUACGAU
This is a messenger RNA of Annulohypoxylon truncatum, 1453 nucleotides long. RefSeq lists its product as uncharacterized. The coding region runs from base 98 to 1276 and encodes 392 amino acids. The record is from RefSeq and is a predicted model, not a curated record. NCBI's taxonomy places the organism in Eukaryota, Fungi, Ascomycota, Sordariomycetes, Xylariales, Hypoxylaceae. The transcript has 2 exons.